CAAAUAUAGAGAUUUAAGGGUAAUUAUUUUAUGAUAACAGUAUGCUUUAUACUGCAGUAUAAAACUUGAAAUUGUUAAACUUGAAACAGGAGAGUGAAGUUGGAGUAUUUUCCGGUGUAUGUGGCACUAGGAAUGAUAGCCCUACAGAUGUCUUUAGGGUUAGAAACAAUUGUACACCAGCUGAGGCGAUCACCUAAUGUGCGUGUGAAGAAAUCAAGGAGAGAAAUUGUAGCGGAGGUGGAGGAGCCUGAUCUUGUGCUGGAAGAAGCCGACAAGUUCCUAAAGAAAUCAUGGUUCAGACAUAUAGCUCAUAUUCAGGAUUUUGAUGAUCAAUCUGUUAUGCAUGAUCCCAUGCGUGGGGAUGUUCUCGCCAGGAAGCCUCGAGCUGUAACACUGAAAUCUGUGGGAGUGGAUCCAAACCCACACGGAUACUGAGAUUUGCUCAAUUUGGAUGUGAUCGUUGGUCUUAAAGCUCUCUGACCAGGAAUAUUUGUUUGGACGACAAGGGGCAUCGUUCAUUUGUACUUCAGGACGCUUUUUAGUAUACCAUGAACUCGUGAUCGAAAGUAGUCAGUAACAAAGGCUUGUUUUUUUUAAAAAAUUUACCCUGUUCGACUUUUAUGAGCAGUCAUGUAUUUUCUUUACUCUUCCGUUAGUGAAUGAGCACGUCUGUAUUUUCUCCA
Lycium barbarum (goji berry) is the source of this 683-nucleotide messenger RNA. RefSeq lists its product as uncharacterized. The record is from RefSeq and is a predicted model, not a curated record. Bases 133 to 435 code for a protein of 100 amino acids. The transcript has 2 exons. Lineage: Eukaryota; Viridiplantae; Streptophyta; Magnoliopsida; Solanales; Solanaceae.